This is a messenger RNA of Sorghum bicolor (sorghum), 1917 nucleotides long. Its product is annotated as amino acid permease 8. The record is from RefSeq and is a predicted model, not a curated record. Gene Ontology annotation, cellular component: plasma membrane. Lineage: Eukaryota; Viridiplantae; Streptophyta; Magnoliopsida; Poales; Poaceae. The transcript is spliced from 6 exons. Bases 116 to 1591 code for a protein of 491 amino acids.
CCUGCCCCUUUGCCUCUCCGCACCGGGUUUCUCUCAACAACAAAAAUCCCCCCCGCAACCGCCGCCCCAGGCCCCAGCGCACGGCACGCCCGCCCCGUCCCAGGCGGCCGCUGAGAUGGCGCAGGACCUGGAGAUGGCGGCGCGCAACGGCUCCGGCUCCGGCGCCGGCGCCGACGGAGCGCACUACUACCCUCAGCAGCCGCGGGACGGCGGCGCCGGCGGCCAGGAGCUCGACGACGACGGCAGGAAGAAGCGCACCGGAACGGUAUGGACGGCGAGCGCGCACAUCAUCACAGCCGUCAUCGGCUCCGGUGUGCUCUCCCUCGCCUGGUCAACUGCACAGCUGGGCUGGGUCGUGGGGCCGCUCACCCUGAUGAUCUUUGCCCUCAUCACGUACUACACCUCUAGCCUUCUCAGUGACUGCUACCGCAGCGGCGAUCAGCUCACUGGCAAGAGGAACUACACCUACAUGGACGCUGUCGCCGCAUACCUGGGUCGAUGGCAAGUCUUGUCCUGUGGUGUUUUCCAGUAUGUUAACUUGGUUGGAACUGCCGUUGGGUAUACAAUUACAGCGUCCAUCAGUGCAGCGGCCGUGCACAAGGCUAACUGCUUCCACAAAAAGGGACACGACGCCGAUUGCAGCACCUAUGACACCAUGUACAUGGUUGUAUUUGGGAUCGUUCAGAUCUUCUUCUCUCAGCUCCCUAACUUCAGUGACCUUUCGUGGCUGUCCAUCGUCGCCGCCAUCAUGUCAUUCUCUUACUCGACCAUCGCUGUCGGCCUCUCAUUGGCGCGGACCAUUUCAGGCCGUACUGGUAAAUCAACUUUGACUGGCACUGAGAUCGGAGUCGACGUUGAUUCAGCCCAGAAGGUCUGGCUGGCGCUUCAAGCUCUCGGCAACAUUGCAUUCGCUUAUUCCUACUCCAUGAUUCUCAUUGAAAUCCAAGACACGGUGAAGUCUCCUCCCGCCGAGAACAAGACGAUGAAGAAGGCGACCCUGAUGGGCGUGACGACCACCACGGCGUUCUACAUGCUUGCUGGCUGCCUUGGGUACUCGGCGUUCGGGAACGCGGCGCCAGGGAACAUCCUGACCGGGUUCGGCUUCUACGAACCUUACUGGCUGAUCGACUUUGCCAACGUCUGCAUCGUGGUGCACCUGGUGGGCGCGUACCAGGUCUUCUCGCAGCCCAUCUUUGCGGCCUUGGAGACGGCCGCCGCCAAGCGCUGGCCGAACGCCAAGUUCGUCACGCGCGAGCACCCCCUCGUGGCCGGCAGGUUCAACGUCAACAUGCUCAGGCUGACGUGGAGGACGGCGUUCGUGGUGGUGAGCACGGUGCUCGCCAUCGUGAUGCCCUUCUUCAACGACAUCCUGGGCUUCCUCGGCGCCAUCGGGUUCUGGCCGCUCACCGUGUACUACCCAGUGGAGAUGUACAUCCGGCAGCGGCGGAUACAGAAGUACACCACCAGGUGGGUGGCGCUGCAGCUGCUCAGCUUCCUGUGCUUCCUGGUGUCGCUCGCCUCGGCGGUCGCGUCCAUUGAGGGAGUCACCGAAUCGCUCAAACACUAUGUUCCCUUCAAGACCAAGUCAUGAUGACUGAUGACUGAGCUUCUGCGUGUACAAUGCAAUGGCCUACCACACACCUUGCAAUGCUCACUCAGGGUCAGAUGUUUAACAGUCGCCUUUGUUGUGCCAUAGCUCAGGGUAGGAGAGGUUCAGUCAUUAUGGAUGGAUGCAUAAUGUUAUCUCCGGUUGUGUAGAGAGGUUUCGAUGGCGUCUUGGAUAUGUUGUAAAGUGUGCAGAAGCUUGAGCUGAUGAUGUAGGAAUCGAAUUGUUACAAGCUUUUGCUCAAAUUAAAAUGAAUUAAAAGGUAAUGCAGCCAACGCAAACCGAAUUACAGUGUUGGUUUCUCCGUCUUU